AUGAGUAAUGUUAUAAUCGAUUCUUCGUCCGAGUCUGUUAAAAGAGAAGUACAUAUUUAUGUAGGAGAUCAUGAAUGUUGGUACUCAAGUUUUUGUGGAAAAUGCACUUAUAAGUUUUUUCAGGAACAACCUUCGAAUUGGACAAGUGGUAAUUCGGAAAUUGAAAAAAUAAUUCGAGAAUCUCAUGAAAGUGAAUGGAAUAUAGAGAGGACUCUAGAAUGGAUACCAUUUGAACAAUUUUAUGAUAUAAGAGAGAUAGACAAAGGUGCAUUCAGCAUAAUGUAUUUAGCAUAUUGGAUGGAUGGACCGUUGUUUAUGAAAGCUUUUCCGGAUGAGCUUAAAAAAUCACAAGAUAUUUCGGUAGAAUUCAUUAACGAAUUAAAAGUUCACCAUAAACUUUAUUGUGAAGAUUUAAAUUCUCAGGUUAUUCGUCUAUUUGGAAUAUCUAUAGAUCCUAGGGAUGGAGAAUUUUAUAUGGUUUUACAAUAUUGUGAGCAUGGAAACAUGCGACGGAAUAGUGUAAUAAAAACAAGAGAUGAUGUAUUAAAAGAAAGCUUAGAGUUAAAAGACCUUUGUGGAUACUCAACUCUUGAUGAAUUUGCGGACGAUGUAUGGGAAUUUAAACUCAAGUGGUUUGAUAUAAGCUGUCGAGAUGCAAAUCAUCAAACGGAAAUGCACCCAAAGGCAAUCUAUACAAGUCAGCUAAUAUCUGAUCUUACAAAAAACGUUCAAUGGGUGUCAAAUGAAUUAGAUCGAGAUAAUAAAUAUCACUCCGUUCAAGACAGGUUAAAAAUCGAUUUCUAG
This is a messenger RNA of Acaulospora morrowiae, 804 nucleotides long. NCBI's taxonomy places the organism in Eukaryota, Fungi, Glomeromycota, Glomeromycetes, Diversisporales, Acaulosporaceae. The record is from the annotation of a GenBank genome assembly.